AUGCCCUGUGUCCGGGCCCUCUAUGUCCUGGCCGCCGUGGGCGUCUGUGGCGCGGUCGCCUUCCUAGGCUACUGCGUUUACUUCGACAGGAAGCGGAGGAGCGAUCCCGAGUUCAAGCGGCGGUUGCGGGACAAAAGAAGAGCAGAGCAGCAAAAGGCUAAGGAACGGGGUGUGCAGUCUCGAGAGGCUUUGAGGAAUGAGAAGCUACAAGAGUUCUUUCUUCAAGAGGUGCAAAUGGGAGAACUUUGGUUAUCCAGAGGUGAACACAAAAUAGGAGUCGAACAUCUGAGCAAUGCCAUUUUAGUAUGUGGGCAGCCACAGAAACUUCUGGAGGUUUUCAAACAAACGCUGCCUCCUAUGGUCUUUGAUAUGCUGAUGCGCAAACUACCCGCUAUGUGCCAGCAAUUUGAGGCAGAAAUGAAUGAACAGGAAUGCCUUGAGGAUGAUCCUGAGUGAAAA
Molecule: messenger RNA, 459 nt
Organism: Gracilinanus agilis (Agile Gracile Mouse Opossum)
Lineage: Eukaryota; Metazoa; Chordata; Mammalia; Didelphimorphia; Didelphidae
Gene: TOMM20L
Product: translocase of outer mitochondrial membrane 20 like
Exons: 5
Coding region: 1-456 (151 amino acids)
Biological process (GO): protein targeting; tRNA import into mitochondrion; protein import into mitochondrial matrix
Cellular component (GO): mitochondrial outer membrane; mitochondrial outer membrane translocase complex
Molecular function (GO): transmembrane protein transporter activity
Source: RefSeq, a predicted model, not a curated record